Molecule: messenger RNA, 1226 nt
Organism: Camellia sinensis
Lineage: Eukaryota; Viridiplantae; Streptophyta; Magnoliopsida; Ericales; Theaceae
Product: tubulin folding cofactor B
Biological process (GO): tubulin complex assembly; post-chaperonin tubulin folding pathway; cytoplasmic microtubule organization
Cellular component (GO): nucleus; cytoplasm; microtubule plus-end
Molecular function (GO): alpha-tubulin binding; microtubule plus-end binding
Source: RefSeq, a predicted model, not a curated record
ACCCCGAAAUGAAAUCCCACUUCAUCCCUCCCGGCAACCCUAAUCACCCUCCCUCCACUUCCACCUCUCUCUGUACGGACAGGUUCGAAGCUCACCAUUGCUGGGAUCUCCUCAAAAAGACACUGCCAAAACCCCCACAUCGCGGACCAAGUCUCCCUACAGCAGGUUGAGUGCAUCAAGCCAUGGGAUCUCGCUUACAGAUUCAAGGGGAUGAGUCGGUUCUUUUACGCGUAACACAUUCUAACCUCAAGAGCUUCGCUUCUGAUGUUCGCUUUUCACUUCAGAUGACAAUUGAAGCUGUGAAGGAGAAGCUCUGGAAAAAAUGUGGGACGUCUGUUGAUUCAAUGUGCCUCGAGCUAUAUGAUGACAUGGGUGCUAAAAUUUCAGAUAUGAGUGAUAACUUGAGACCUCUUGGUUUUUAUUCUCCACAGGAUGGGUAUAGAUUGCAUGUUAUCGAUCUUGAUCCAUCGUCAGUAACCUCUGGCGGCUGGCUGGAAGACACUUCGUUGGUGGAAAAAUACAAAAUAUCUGAAGAAGCCUAUAAUAAACGCAAUAGCACUUUUAGAAAGUUCAAGGAAAAUUACGCCCAUCAAAAUCCUUCUGCUCAUGAGACCAAAAGUUUGGACAAUUCCAUGGAGGACCUCUGUGCAAACAUCAAGGUAGGAGAUAGAUGUCAAGUUGAACCAGGAGAGAAAAGAGGUGUUGUCAAGUUUGUUGGCCGAGCAGAAGCUCUUGGAUCUGGUUUCUGGGUUGGAGUCCAGUAUGAUGAACCAUUAGGGAAACAUGAUGGCAUGGUGAAAGGAACACGUUACUUUGAUUGUCCACCACUUCAUGGUGGAAUAGUUAGACCAGAAAAAAUAAAGGUUGGUGAUUACCCAGAACGAGAUCCAUUUGAGGAAGAGGAAAUUUGAGAGGAGAGAGAUGAAGAGGAUACAUUUGUACUUGGCUGUUUUAACAUUUUAACAUAAUUUCAUUUGUGCCGUAGGAAGAUAGUGAAUGAUGCCUUCUUUGGCAUAUUUCUCAACAUUUCACUACAUUUGAAGCCAUGGGGUGUAUUUUCCUGGUUGAGUUGGUUAAAAUGUGAGUUUAAACAACAGUGAGCUUUGGUGUGUUUGUUCAUUCAUAUCCCCAGAAUGAUGGUAGGAAAGAAUGAUGUUGAGAUUUAUUGGAUGAUUUUCUACCCCAAGAUUUAACGAGUGAAGUACAAUGUCGAUUCCUCCCUUCAA